AUGCUUACUGCCCUGCACAUUACGCUGCCCCACAGACGAGAUCAUCGUGAUAGUCAGCAACACCUACCGAAUCGUUGUCUUGUCGUAAACGAGGCCACAUGUGAGGCGUCCCUCAUCUCAACAGAGGCAUCGUUGAAGUACGCAAGUGGCGCCGCACAUGAGUUGUAUGAGUCGAGAUCACGUUUCCGAUUUGGCCACGUCGCAAUCAGCCCUCAUCAUGGGAAUAUCUUUGUAACUCAAGUGGCCCCUUUGAUAUAUGAUCUGUGCCGUGUUUUCCUUCGCCCAUUGUGCAGCAACGAGCCUCGAAUGGAAAGUCGACCACUGACACCAACAACAGAAACUACUACAGCAGCUGGUUCGGACUCCAAUGGACCCGGCAUUUCUCAAAAAGGCUGGGAUACCGUGACUGCAAGGAGGUGCCGGAGGAUUUGUAAGAAGACUUGGUCCAUGAGUCGUACGGUUAUUAUUUACGGCAGUCAUUCCGCCACAGAGCGCCGUGCACUUUUCCUUCAUCUCGCAAAAGCUACCUCUUUGGCGUUAAUUCAAGAAACCACUGCCAUGGACACGGAGACCCUGGAGAAGAAUAUGUGUGAAGUUUCCUUCUCACUUGUGGAUUUAUACCACGCGUGGGGAGUGGGGGAUGCGUUAGACCCCAACGCUGUCAUGCAUGACAGCACUCAGUUGCAACGCCUGAAACGGGAAGAGCCGCGACGCUCAUUAAAUGAACCAAAGGGUAUGGAUUUUGUUGAGCCUACACGACAGACGUUGGAGGAUAAGGACAGCGUUUCCACGUGCCUUCUGCGUGCCUUGCAACGCAUUGACCCUCCACGUGCUUUGCGCACAAACGCAGAGAAGGAGGAUCACGCCGUGAAGUCAACAUUGGUGCUUACGUUUAUUAUUUCGAGGAGUUCGAGAUGCAGGGUAGGGGUAUCACGACCUCGGAAUGUGCACUCGGCUAAGAGCGAGAAAUUAAAGGGUUGGCAGAGGGAUGGUUUUCCAAAGGAAGCGCGGUUUCACCUCAUACUUCUUCCCGACAGCACCGCCGCCGCACAUGGAAAACAAGGGGCAAAAGAGUUGGGAGCUUUGGCCGGUGCACUACAGGCGUGUACAAAGUGGCAAAACGAGAUGGCUUCCGCUGAAGAAGAAGAGGAGGAGGAAGAGGACGAUGCUCGUACGCAGUGCGCGAAUUGCGUGACGGCGACGGAUCGACAUAUGGAUGCGUCAUUUUCAACAACGACAUCAACACCCCCCCAAUUCUCUUGGGUACCGCUGCGAGAGUCUCCACUUCUUCUCUACCUGUUUGAAUCCACAAUUUACUACUCCCAUCAGUUAUUGCAAAGUCUACGUAAUUUGCGUCUAUCGAAGGAAAGACGUCGUCUCUUUAGCGACAGGUCGCCGUCUGGGGGUAGUAACAUCUCCACCCACUCUCAGAAUGCGGCCCGGGUUGUCUCAUUUAGUACAAAUACUUCAAUGGAGAAAGGUAGCUGGUGGAUGAGCACCGACACAAACAGCACUAACGUUAUUCAGUGUAUAGCUGCAGGAAUCGGUCAAUGUCUGCUCAUUGUGUGUGUCAACUCUGGUUGGGAUCAAUAUUAUCAGGCUCGCAGUGCUUUUUUGUUUGCACAGCGUGCAACGAAUCAGUUUGCCCAGCCCUACAUGUCCUCAAACUCCAAAACGGCGGAUGUGUCUUCCAUAUUUAGUACGGAACACGGGAAAGGCAACCCCCACAAGGCAGCAACUCCAACCUUAACGGAGAUACAACCACCACAACUGCUUUGCCAAAAACAACGACUCCAUGAAUCCCUUCUUUCUCUAGAAAAAACCGGACCCGAAGUGGAGAGACAAUUGUGGUCUUCUCCGCGGCGAAGAGAAAAGACAGAGCCGCGGCGUCCACAACCGGAAGACUCCCCAGUUUUUGAGUUGCCGCCAUCGGAGGUUGCUGUUAUUGAAAGCGAGGAUAUUGUAAGCAGGGACGGCAACGAUGUGCCCUCGCGUAACCUUUCACCCCCCACACCGUCGCAGGGGACAGGGAUGAAUCCAAUUCAACAGCAAUUAAAGUCAAAAACGGGUUUGGUCACCAAAAUCACCGGGCCUAUUUCAUCAUUGCCAGAGCGAAAUACCCGCCCAUAUCCCGUGCAGCAACUUUUUCGAUGCAAUCAAGACGACCCGAAAGGGGCGAUAAAUAAAGUUGUCGAGAGUGACGAAGAGAAUGCCAGUAACUCAUGGGAACAACCGGAGACGGCUCGUAAAAAUCAAAUUUACCCAAAAUAUUCUGGUCUGUGUGAGUCGCCCUCAUCUACCAAAGGCGUGAAUCUGGGUCCUGUCCCUGAGGCGAGUAGCACGACGAUCAACGACGUGUUGCAGAAACAAGGUCUUCUUCUACAGGAAAAUGAACGGCUACGCGCGCUUCUGGUGACCCUGUCUUCUCAGCAGGCUGACGCCGGUAGAGAACAACGAGGUUCCACUACGUUAAAGGAUGUCUGCGAUAUUACGUUGCUGGAGUCACGUAAGGCUUCCCGAUCAUCGGACCUUGACGAGUUACGAACGGCACUUUCAAUCACUACAAAAAAGGCCCGAACCCUGCAGAAAACACUUUCACGUUCAAUAGACGAAAAUCGCAAGCUGCGUCGUCUUAUUCACAGCCAGAUGAAAAAGUGUUGUGUCGAAUUUUCACGCAUCGCUCAGGGCACGCCGGCAGAGCAGGGGUCAAAUGGUUCUACAGUUGCGGAGGAGAGGAUUUAUCGCUGGGAGAUGCUACUUGAGAACACGGUGAGGCAAAUAUUGCGAUCUGUGCGUGGGGAUAGCUUUGUAGGUAGUGAUGACGAUAACGAGGAGAGGGAAGAGGGAAAAGAGGCAACCCGCACGGGUGACGGUGAUCGGUUUGGCUCUCAAAGGCUUCAGGUGCAAAAUAAAGAGAAUUCGUCUCUUGCAAACUGCGGGUGUGCUCACUUGCAGGAUGGAAUGCAGCCGUGCUCCAGUUGUAACGGAAGCCACCAAUUCAUAAAUGGGGGAGCCGAUUUAUCACUCAGCGAAAAAGCACAAGGACGGAAUUGUCGAGCAUUCAAACGCGACGCAGAGGUAGAGGAUGCAGUGAAUUCACCUCCGUAUAGAAAAAUAGAUGUGCAAUUGUCACAGCUGCUUCAUAUUGCAUAUAGCCUUUUUCUCGGCGAAUCUUCUUCUGCUAAUGAUGACGAUGACGAUCACAGUGUAUCUGGGGGUAAUAUGCAUAAGACAGCAGAGGGAGCUGAAGUGGGGGGUUGUAAUAGAACACAUUGCAGUUUGUCACGAAGCGUAUUAGAUAUUCUCUCGCCCCAUCGGCAGGGAACCCGAGCAAAGGAUGGGAGAGCGGAAGAGGAAGAAAGAAGAAUGGCGUCUGGUUUGUAA
Messenger RNA from Trypanosoma cruzi, 3384 nucleotides. RefSeq lists its product as uncharacterized. The coding region runs from base 1 to 3384 and encodes 1127 amino acids. The record is from RefSeq and is a predicted model, not a curated record. NCBI's taxonomy places the organism in Eukaryota, Euglenozoa, Kinetoplastea, Trypanosomatida, Trypanosomatidae. The transcript has a single exon.